Messenger RNA from Monoraphidium neglectum, 841 nucleotides. RefSeq lists its product as hypothetical. Lineage: Eukaryota; Viridiplantae; Chlorophyta; Chlorophyceae; Sphaeropleales; Selenastraceae. The annotation marks the transcript as partial. The transcript has a single exon. The record is from RefSeq and is a predicted model, not a curated record.
AUGGGUGACCAUGGCGCGUCUGAGCAAGAGAUUGUGAGGGCGCUGAAGGAGGUUGCUGCACGGCAAGCGGUGGGCGCUAACGGCGCCCCGGCCGGGCCGGUGCUAACCGCAUUGCCCCUGCCUGGCUCGGCCGCGAACGGCGCCGCCGAGGCCCUCGCCAACGGCGCACCAGGCGGCAGUGGCGGCGCAGCCGGCGCCCCUGACCCGUGGGGCGUGUAUGGGAAACUCGAGGCCCCGCAGCCCGCGAUCGGCGGCGGUGGUCUGCAGAUUGCGCAACUGCCGCGGCCCGGCCAGCCGCCAGGCGACCCGCUGACAGCACUGCAGCCACUACCGCUGCCGCUGGCAGCGGCACCUGCGCCUGUGAACAUGCAGCAGCAGCUGCAGCAGCUCUUGGCCGCUCAGGCGGCUGCUGCCGCGCAGCAGCCGGGCGGCGGUGGUGGUGACGCGGGCGGUGGCGUGAUGCUCCAAAUGAUGAUGGCCGCCUUCGCGGCUGCGGCGAACAUGCAGGGCGCGCAGCCUGCAGCCGGCGCCGCCGCGCCCGUGGCACCAACAGUGGGCGGAGUCGACCCGGCUGCGCAGCUCCAGCAGAUGAUGGCUCUGAUGGGUGCACAGCCAGCGCUGCAGCAGCAGCAGCAGCAGCAACAGGCGGGCGUGGCCGCGGCGGACGCCGCCGCAGCGGAGCAGCAGCGCAAGGGCCGCCGUCGCGAGGGGCGUGCCCAGCGGGAGGAUGAGCUGCCCCCACGUCAGCAGCGCGCGGCGCGGGCGCGGAAGAAGCCGCGCAAGGCGCAGGAGUGGAGCGAGGAGAGCGACGAGGAGGAGGACGAAGCCGCCGCAGGCGGCG